AUGAACAAAUGCGGGAGACUAUUAGCGAAUCUCCUGAAGCAACACCGUAACCAACUAUAUAUCCCGAAAAUCAAAGACACAUACCAACAACUCAGACACCUACUGGAUCAGAUCUCGAUAGCGUUCCACGACUACUACCAGGAUUUGUUUUGCCUCCGCCAAACCAAUCCAGAAACACAGAGAUCUCAAAAAGUGGAGGACAUCCGCAGAUACCUGGACAUGGCAAAUAUACCGGGAAUAGAGGAGGUGGACCAAGAAGCACUAGAGAUCCCCAUAACACCCGAGGAACUGGCGCACACCAUCAAAAAAGCAAAAACGGGCAGAUCACCGGGACCAGAUGGCAAGCCCCUGCAAUGUUACAAAACCUUUGCGAAAGACCUAUUACCGAAACUAUUGAAAGCCCUGAACUCGAUCCAAGAUGGAGCCACACCAACGGCCCAAUUCACCUCA
This is a messenger RNA of Pelobates cultripes (western spadefoot toad), 450 nucleotides long. The record is from the annotation of a GenBank genome assembly. Lineage: Eukaryota; Metazoa; Chordata; Amphibia; Anura; Pelobatidae.